Messenger RNA from Manacus vitellinus (golden-collared manakin), 3541 nucleotides. RefSeq names its product VPS50 subunit of EARP/GARPII complex (gene VPS50). NCBI's taxonomy places the organism in Eukaryota, Metazoa, Chordata, Aves, Passeriformes, Pipridae. Gene Ontology annotation, cellular component: EARP complex. Bases 17 to 2914 code for a protein of 965 amino acids. The record is from RefSeq and is a predicted model, not a curated record. The transcript has 27 exons. Gene Ontology annotation, biological process: endocytic recycling; retrograde transport, endosome to Golgi. Gene Ontology annotation, molecular function: SNARE binding.
UGCGUGCUGUUGGUAGAUGGGUCGCUGCGUUCACCUGCUCUGGUGGCAGUGGCUGCAUCAGGCGUUUCAGACGAGAUCAGAGGCGCCUGGGGCCGCCCAGGAGAGGAAGAAGGAGGAGUUCAGAGAACUACAUGAAGAACCAACUGAUCCUCAGGCACAGCAGGAAAUAAUUAACAGCAUUGAAGAAGUUUAUUUUUCCAAUGAUUCCUUUGAUAUUGUGAAGUAUGAGUUAGAGAGGCUUCCUCCAGUACUUAUUCUUCAAGAACUGGAAGAGUACAGAGACAAAUUAAAACAACAGCAAGCUGCUGUAUCUAAAAAAGUUGCAGACUUGAUCCUUGAGAAACAGCCUGCAUAUGUUGAGGAACUUGAACGUGUUACAUCAUUGCAGACUGGCCUUCAGUUAGCAGCUGUUAUUUGCACAAAUGGAAGAAGACACCUGAAUAUAGCAAAGGAAGGCUUCACACAAACUAGUUUGGGGCUUCUUGCAAAUCAGAGGAAGCGACAGUUGCUUAUUGGACUGCUAAAGUCUCUGAGAACAAUAAAAACACUGCAAAGAACUGAUGUGCGUUUGAGUGAGAUGUUGGAGGAAGAGGAUUAUCCAGGAGCUAUUCAGCUGUGCUUAGAAUGCCAGAAAGCUGCCAGCACCUUCAAACACUACAGUUGUAUAAGUGAGUUAAAUUCAAAACUGCAAGACACCUUGGAACAAAUAGAGGAACAAUUGGACGUAGCACUUUCCAAAAUAUGCAAGAAUUUUGAUAUCAAUCAUUAUACAAAGGUUCAGCAGGCUUACAGGCUGCUUGGAAAAACACAGACAGCAAUGGACCAGUUACAUAUGCACUUCACUCAAGCCAUCCACAACACCGUGUUUCAAGUAGUCCUUGGAUAUGUGGAGCUGUGUGCAGGAAACACAGACACCAAGUUUCAGAAGUUACAGUACAAAGACCUCUGUACACAUAUUACAUCAGACAGCUACAUUCCAUGCCUGGCUGAUCUCUGCAAAGCCCUCUGGGAAGUCAUGCUCAGUUACUACCGAACGAUGCAGUGGCAUGAGAACCAUGACCAAGAUGAGGCAGCAGUUGUGUCUUCUGUUUCAGAUGGCAACACUGUGAUGGGAACUGAAGAGAACAGUUUUGACCGCAACUAUGUGAAAAAGAAAUUAGAACAUGGGCUUUCACGAAUAUGGCAGGAUGUUCAAUUGAAAGUGAAAACAUAUCUUCUGGGAACGGAUCUGUCUAACUUCAAAUAUGACGACUUCAUAUUUGUACUUGAUGUUAUCAGCAGGCUGAUGCAAGUUGGAGAGGAAUUUUGUGGCAGUAAGUCUGAAGUUUUGCAAGAAUCUAUCAGAAAACAAAGUGUUAACUAUUUCAAAACAUACCACAGAACCCGUCUUGAAGAACUAAGAAUGUUUUUGGAGAAUGAGACCUGGGAACUUUGUCCUGUUAAAUCAAGCUUUAAUAUUCUGCAGCUUCAUGAAUUUAAGUUCAUGGAGCAGUCACGUUCCCCAUCGGUGUCACCCAGUAAGCAGCCUGCUUCAGCAAUUUCAGCAACGCUGACCUUAUUUGAGCAGUACUGUAAUGGAGGAAACCCAUUUGAAAUUCAGGCCGACAACAAAGAUGACGAGACAGAGGACGUGCUAGCUUCCAAUGGGUAUGAAUCAGAUGAACAAGAAAAAGGUGCAUAUCAAGAGUAUGAUAGUGACAGUGAUGUUCCUGAAGAGUUGAAAAGAGAUUAUGUGGAUGAGCAGACAGGAGAUGCCCCGAUAAAAAGUGUUUCUCGAGAAACUCUGAGGAGCAGAAAGAGAUCAGAUUACAACCUCAAUAAAGUGAAUGCACCUAUUCUAACAAACACUACCCUGAAUGUAAUACGGCUUGUUGGGAAAUACAUGCAGAUGAUGAAUAUUCUGAAACCAAUUGCAUUUGAUGUGAUCCACUUCAUGUCCCAGCUCUUCGAUUAUUAUCUGUAUGCAGUCUAUACGUUUUUUGGCCGAAAUGACACGUUUGAAUUAACAGGGCUGGGCCUCAGUAGCAGCAGAUUACGCACCACACUGAACAGAAUCCAGGAGAGUCUGAUUGAUCUGGAGGUCUCUGCUGAUCCUUCAGGAACUCUCACAGCUGCUGAAGAGAGAAAAGAGAAGGUGCCAAGCCCACAUCUCAGUCAUCUCGUAGUUUUGACAUCUGGCAAUUCACUGUAUGGUUUGGCAGAGAGAGUGGUGGCCACAGAAUCCUUGGUAUUUCUGGCUGAGCAGUUUGAAUUUCUUCAACCUCAUCUUGAUGCAGUGAUGCCAGCUGCCAAGAAGCCUUUUCUUCAGCAGUUCUAUUCUCAGACAGUGUCAACUGCCAGUGAACUACGUAAACCAGUGUAUUGGAUUGUUGCUGCUAAAGCCAUUGAUUAUGAACAAAUGCUACUUCUCAUGGCUAAUGUGAAAUGGGAUGUGAAGGAAAUCAUGUCACAGCACAAUGUAUAUGUAGAUGCUCUUUUAAAGGAAUUUGAAGAAUUUAACAGAAGGUUGAAUGAGGUGUCUAAGAGAGUCCGUAUUCCCCUGCCAGUUUCCAACAUCCUUUGGGAACACUGCAUACGCUUGGCCAAUAGAACUCUAGUGGAAGGUUAUGCCAAUGUAAAGAAGUGCAGCAAUGAAGGACGUGCCUUGAUGCAACUGGACUUUCAACAGUUCCUAAUGAAACUAGAAAAGUUAACAGACAUUAGGCCUAUUCCAGAUAAAGAAUUUGUGGAGACCUACAUUAAAGCAUACUACCUAACAGAAAAUGACAUGGAACGCUGGAUAAAAGAACACAGGGAGUACUCCACUAAGCAGUUGACCAAUCUGGUGAAUGUUUGUCUGGGCUCCCACAUCAACAAAAAGGCAAGACAGAAGCUGUUAGCUGCCAUUGACGACAUAGACAGGCCUAAAAGAUAACUGGAGAAAGCUGCUUUCCUUGUGACUUGUACCUUUUUCUGUUCAUGUGAAGCAUGCAGACAAAUCUCCCAUGAACUAAUGACAACAUGAAAUGUUGUGCAUGACCUUUCUUACCAACAUUGGAGGCACUCUGAAGUGACAUAGUGUUCUAAAAUAUGACUUUUCUAAUCUGUAGAAUUCUUUUCUGUUUUCUUUCUUUUUUUUUUUUUGUUACUUGCCCUUAGUAAAGGGCCACUGUUUGUGUAUCAUUGGUGAGCUGUAUAUUUUGCAAAAGUUAUACUGUAAGUAAAAUCAAAAUCAGAUAGAAAGACACUGGCUUAAUAUAUCAUUGAUGCUCUUUUUAAAUAAAAGGGCUACUGGAAAAUAUGAUUUCUUUCCUCCCUGCUUUCACCCUCAGAAAUUGUGCUAUACUAUGGACCAGUGUAAAAUGAAAGGAAAUGUACAAUAUUCAAUCGAUGUAUCCUGCAUGUGGAUUAAGAGUCCAGAUCAACUAAAUAACUCUCAUGUUAAAGCCCCUCAUCUUUAUAUGUAUUUAAAAAUGUCUGUUUAUUUCAGAAUUAAUUUAGUCAUAUCAAAAUUAUUGACCUCAUAUUAAUAGAAGGUAAUAAAUACUGUACACUAAUAUGA